Molecule: messenger RNA, 3264 nt
Organism: Gymnodraco acuticeps
Lineage: Eukaryota; Metazoa; Chordata; Actinopteri; Perciformes; Bathydraconidae
Gene: prpsap1
Product: phosphoribosyl pyrophosphate synthetase-associated protein 1
Exons: 11
Coding region: 331-1443 (370 amino acids)
Biological process (GO): purine nucleotide biosynthetic process; 5-phosphoribose 1-diphosphate biosynthetic process
Cellular component (GO): cytoplasm; ribose phosphate diphosphokinase complex
Molecular function (GO): ribose phosphate diphosphokinase activity; magnesium ion binding
Source: RefSeq, a predicted model, not a curated record
CCCAAAGGGGAUUCCGUAGUUCAGUGCUAACACAGUUGUAAGGCUAUAGUGCUACAUUAUGACAGUUAUGUGUCGUUUUUCCACAAGCAAUUGGACAAAUAAGUAAAAUAAACUCAGUAUUUAAUGGUUAAUUUUAAGUUUAGCUGUAGCUGAGUUUAUGUCGCACACUGGAGGUCAUUUCGUGUGAUUUGCUAACCUAGCGGUACAGUGUAUGGUAGGUAGCUAGCUAGCUGUUUAGCUAACGACAACGUCAUUAGAAGAGAACCAGAAAACAGACGCCGAGACAAAAAGGAGCCUCUGCUGUCAGUGAGAAAUAAACCACCCGCUACGAUGAACGUCGCUAAAAGUGGUUAUCGUGUAUUUUCCGCAAACUCCUCCGUAGCAUGCACAGAAUUGGCAAAGAAGAUAACGGAGAGGCUGGGAGUUGAACUGGGGAAGUCUGUGGUCUUUCAGGAAUCUAACAGAGAAACUAGAGUGGAUGUGAAAGAAUCAGUUCGUGGACAAACUAUCUUCAUCAUCCAGACCAUACCGCGAGAUGUAAACACGGCUAUUAUGGAGCUGCUGGUAAUGGCCUACGCCCUCAAGACCUCUUGUGCAAAGAACAUCAUUGGAGUCAUUCCUUACUUCCCCUACAGCAAACAGUGCAAGAUGAGGAAGAGGGGCUCAAUAGUUAGCAAGUUGUUAGCUUCAAUGCUAGCAAAAGCAGGGAUAACACAUAUUAUCACCAUGGACUUGCAUCAGAAGGAGAUCCAGGGCUUCUUCAGCUUCCCAGUAGACAACCUGCGUGCCUCUCCUUUCUUGAUUCAGUACAUCCAAGAAGAGAUUCCUGAUUACAGGAAUGCCAUCAUUGUGGCCAAGUCCCCAUCAGCAGCAAAGAGGGCGCAGUCCUAUGCAGAGCGCCUGCGUCUGGGUCUGGCUGUGAUUCACGGCGAGGCUCAGUGUUCAGAGUCCGACAUGGCUGACGGCAGACACUCCCCACCUUGUGUACGCAACACCACCGGACACACAGGACUGGAGCUUCCUCCAGGCAAACAACAAGCUCCGUUCCCCGGCAUAGAGCUCCCAAUAAUGAUGGCCAAGGAGAAACCCCCCAUCACUGUAGUCGGAGACGUGGGAGGGAGGAUUGCCAUCAUUGUGGAUGACAUUAUAGACGAUGUGGGAGACUUUGUUGCAGCUGCAGAGAUCCUGAAAGAGAGAGGAGCGUAUAAGAUUUAUAUCAUGGCCACACACGGCUUACUGUCGGCCGACGCUCCACGCCUCAUCGAGGAAUCCGCCAUCGAUGAGGUGGUGGUAACCAACACAGUCCCCCAUGAAGUACAGAAGCUACAGUGUCCCAAAAUCAAGACGGUGGACGUCAGCAUGAUAUUAGCCGAGGCCAUCCGGCGCAUCCACAACGGAGAGUCCAUGGCUUACCUGUUCCGCAACAUCACCACGGACGACUAAAGCUCGGAGGGAGAGGAGGGAGAGGAGGGAGAGGAGGGAGAGGAGGGAGAGGUGGGUGGGUCGGUCAGGGACUGAAGGAGGAGCACUCCUAUCCAGUGCUGAAAAACAUGCUAACGCCAUGAUCCAUGUGUUGUAUGUCAGGACUACAUGUAUCAGUUAAAAAAGUGAAUACUAUCUAGUUAUUAAAUUAAACUUCUUUUCAAAAGGUGUAAACAUGUGCAUUUUUUGUUUGAGAAAACCUGGUAAAAUGCAAACUUUGAUGUAUUCAGUCAUGUUUUGAAGCCACUCCUCGUCACGCUGCGCUUUUCCAACUUUUGCAAAAAAUGCUUUAUAUUUAAACAAUUAUUUUGUCUUACACUGCGCCGUUACCUCAUCUAAGGAAUGAGCUUCAACAGCAAUACAUAAGAGAAACAGUUCUCCAGUAUAGAGCGUUUGUGCUUUACUAACAAUUCUCCAUCUGUGAGUCAACACUUGUUUUGCUUAUCGUUGCCCAAACUGAUUUUAUGUACCUUUUUUUUUUUUUUUAAAUAUUUGGAUGCUUGGUCAAAUGUCCUAUGUGACACAAAAAGGUUUUCAACACUGGUAGAAAUGAAUGGAUAAUAUGUUUAUGUUGUGUAUAUAUUAGGGGGGUUAGUUCAAGUAAAUUAUGACAACAUAUGUUUCCCUACCUUCUGUUAGAGAACACAGUUUUGGUGCUUCUGUUUGUUUCUGCUGGUACCUCUGUGCAGUGGAGGUUAAUGGAAUCUCAUUUAUGGUCCUUAAAGUUUUUAUAUGCUUUGUUUGAAAAAGUAAAAUGAGCGGCUCAACACAUUUAAAUAUGUCCCUGCAAAAUGUCCAAUGUAAAAUAUUUUAUCCACAAAUGAAAUUCUAUUGACUUCCACUUUAUUGCGCCUGUAACAUAAAUUAAACACGGUUAUAUAUUGUAGCAUUUAGUUUGGAUUUUUCUUUCCUACAGUUAUUAUUGUGUUUUAUUUAAAUGUAAUGACCCUUUAAUAUAUACCAUAGCACUAGACCAGAAGCACCAGACUGAACAAACAUAUUCUGGUACGGUUUUUAUUUCAAAUGACAGAUAGUGUAAUCACCACAUGACGCACCAAUGAAUUACAAACCAUGAUUCUUAAAUCGUGACUAUGGCUCAUUGCAGCAAAACAUGUUGAAGUCUUAAGCUUGAGUGUUGAACCAGCACCUGAAUGUACCAAAAGGUGGUCUUUGAGUGGCUCCAUGCUUAAGGUGCAUCACUUUUUAGAAAGACAACCAAGAAAACAUGAACUAUGUGGGCUCUUAGGUUGUUUAUGUACUGAACCAAAGUAAUUGGAAACUGAUGGCUGCUUUAAAGGAAGGAUGUACAAAAAAAUAGCCAGCAUUAAUGUGAAAUAUGUGUGUAUUUACUCAACUGGCGAAAAAAGCACUGUGGUCUUGAUGUACAUGUACAACAUACUUUGAUAUUUUCCCAUUUAAAAACUGUGAACAAGCACCCCCUUUUUUGCCCUCUGAAUAAACUUCAAAGUGUGUAUUUCUGUGAGGUUCAAGCCUUCUGCUCAGGGAAAUAUACUGACAAAAACCACAAUUAUUCGUUCAAUGUUUGUUCCCAUUUCACAUGUUGAUAUGUCUUCCAUACUGAACGCCUUUUGCUACGUUUUGUUGUAAUUAUGAAUACUGGAAUUCUCUGGGUAUUUUUUAUCCUUAAUGCACACAAUGGUGUUGUAUAGGCACAGAUGUGAAGGUUGUCGAUAUUAAAUGCUGUUGCUAUGCAGACUCAAAUGUUAUCCGUUACUGGUGUACUUCAUGUCGUUUACGAAUAAAAUCUUCCCCUGACUUGAA